CAACUAUCAACACUGGGAUCCCACACAGCCUGCGCAAAGGAAAAUGGCAGCCUCAACAGAUGGAAGCAAUAAUCCCGGCCUCGACUAUCCUAUCGGAAAGAUCAUCCACCUAAAAAUUAGCGUUUCAAACAAGGAGCAGACAGAGCUACAUGUGAAAAUAAAAGAACAAAAGCGACCAUGGACAUUAUCAUGCGGCAUGAUAGUCGAGUUCCAGGACACUGCAGACUCACAAAUAAUCUCUGAAACUCUACGCAAUCAAAGUGAAGCGUUCUUGAAGAUGUUUGACCGGAGAUUCGCGGAGCAGAUUCGCCAAGACAACGGCAUCGAUACCUGGUCUGCGGAUAUUGAACAAGAAUUCCUGACAGCUCUUACAACCGGCAAAGCAGAAGAAUUUCUCUACAAGUUUCAGAACGUACCGAAUUUCCAAAGAGAUACCGAGGACGACUGGGACGCAACUGAGAACGAAGUCUACCUGGCUACCGAGCUCCGAAAAUGCUUCACCUCAGAAGUCGCAACGUACAAUCGUCUCAAAGAAUACCAGGGAAAAAUCAUACCUCGCUUCUUGGCAUCUGUUGUCCUUGGCGUGCCCUCAUCCAAUGUGGCCCCCACUACACAGCAACAAGAACUUUACAAGCAACAAGGCAUUCUACUACAAUAUCUCCCCGGCUUCUCCCUCUCCACCAUGGCGGAUAAUGCGCCAGAGUCAUCAUGGCAAGCGAUCGUCGACCAGGCUAUCCAAAUAGUCCAUGUUCUCGGCGACCAUGACAUUCUAAACACCGAUGUUCGACCGGAUAACUUUAUAGUUGUUCCCAAAGAUGACACCUACCAGGUUUUCAUGAUAGACUUUGGGCAAUGCAGGUUUCGGCGGGAGGAUGAGUCUGAUGCGGAAUGGGGACGGGCGAAGUGGAGACAAGACGAAGAAGGCGCUGUGGGAUAUGUCAUGAAGUCAAGGCUGAAGAAACUCGGGUUUGAACUAAAGUUUGAACCGAGUUGGAGGUAUUUAGCCUGGGCUCCUGGAGAGGACGACUAGCUGCAAUUUCAACAGGCAGAGAUCUAGUGUAACAAUGGCUCUUCUGUGUUGCCUUUGACUUUUACCUUCGGCAGAACGGAGCUAAAAGCUGGGUACUAUCCAUAAACGGCCCUAUUUCUCUGAGGGACAUAAUAUGUCUUGUACCGUCUUUUGGGAAAGGAGGCGUCGAAAGCAAAACGGACUUCGUAAAGAUCAGGAGUUUGAAGCUGGCUGAAGGAAAUGCCUUCUUGCAUUGGCGAGCAGGGGAAAAGCUCAUCGAUACUCCCAUGUCCCUUGUCCUCCAGACAAACAGUCUUCAUCUCGGCAAGCGCUCUCUCGCUCUAGCUGCUAGUACUGGCUAUAGUAGUCAAACAAGAUCUCCCCUG
Messenger RNA from Fusarium verticillioides 7600, 1395 nucleotides. RefSeq lists its product as hypothetical. Lineage: Eukaryota; Fungi; Ascomycota; Sordariomycetes; Hypocreales; Nectriaceae. Bases 44 to 1030 code for a protein of 328 amino acids. The transcript has a single exon. The record is from RefSeq and is a predicted model, not a curated record.